Messenger RNA from Trifolium pratense (red clover), 1506 nucleotides. Its product is annotated as protein JINGUBANG-like. Lineage: Eukaryota; Viridiplantae; Streptophyta; Magnoliopsida; Fabales; Fabaceae. The transcript has 2 exons. Gene Ontology annotation, molecular function: protein binding. The record is from RefSeq and is a predicted model, not a curated record. The coding region runs from base 75 to 1190 and encodes 371 amino acids.
ACUUCAUCGUACAUUAAUUUCACCUCACCUUUAUUUGUCUAACAUCACUCACACUACUCACUCUCUUCUCCACCAUGAAUAUUAAUGGCUUCACCACUACCUUCCUCCACCUUCAACAUGAACAGAACCUUAACUACCAAUAUCUCACUUCCAUCAAAACCCUAGCACCUCAUAUCACAUGUCUCGCUGUCCACCAGAACCUUCUCUACGCCGCUUCUCUCAACCUCAUCAAUGUAUUUGACCUCUCUUCCUCUCAUUACACACACAUCGACACCUUCAAUGAAAGCUCCGGUUCAGGUUUUGUCAAGUCCAUCACCUUCAACGGUUCAAAAGUCUUCACUGCUCACCAAGACUGUAAAAUUCGGGUCUGGCUUAUCACAUCUUCAAAACAACACCGUCUUAUCUCCUCCCUUCCAACUGUCAAAGACCGGUUAUGCCGCGGCAUCGUUCCUAAAAACUACGUCAACGUUCGACGUCACCGGAAGAGUCUUUGGAUCCAACAUAAUGACACUGUGUCAGGUUUAGUAGUCAACCAUAAAGAGAAACUCAUGUACUCUGUUUCAUGGGACAAAACUUUUAAGAUUUGGGACUUAUCUUCCGGUUACCGGUGUUUAGAGUCUUUUAACGGUCACGACGAUGCUAUCAACGCCGUUGUUGUUUCCGAUGAAGGUGCCGUUUACACGGCGUCAGCUGAUGGAUGCAUCAAGGUUUGGAAGAUGGAUGAUAAGGUGAAACGCUACAUGAUGGUGAGUACGGUGGGGAAGCAGAAACCGGCUGUUAAUGCGUUGGCAUUGAACGGAAAUGGUACGGUUUUGUUUUCCGGUGGGAGUGAUGGGACGAUUUGUGUGUGGGAGGAAAAAGAAAACGAAAACGACGUCGUUUUGAUGGAAACGUUGAAGGGUCAUAGUGGGGCUAUACUUUGUUUGGUCAACGUUGAUGAUUUGUUGGUGAGUGGGUCAGCGGAUCUGACGGUGAGGAUUUGGCAGAGGGAAAAGGGUAAUGGUGGGUAUUAUUGUAGAGGAGUGUUGGAAGGACAUGAAAAACCGGUUAAGUCAUUGGUGGCGGUUUCCGGUGGUUGUCGUGGUGAUGGUGAAGAUGAUGAUGAAUCUGAUGGUGAUGGGGUUGUGACACUGUUUAGUGGAAGUCUUGAUGGGGAUAUUAAAGUGUGGGAAGUGUUUGGUUUGGUUUAAAACUUAAAACUUAAUUGAUUAUGCUUUUGCAUGCCAAGUCCACACCCCGUUUAAAAUUUUUAAUCGUGUGGUGUUGGUUGUAGAACUGAUGUUUACCAGCUAAAUGGACAUGGCAAAUUAAUAUAGGUUAAAUAAGAGUAUCUUCUAUGCUUUGGUAUUUUUCUUAAGAGCAUAAGAUCAAGUUUCAAAACUGAUAUUAGUGGCUAAAUUUAAAGCCUUGCUCAAGAUUGUAGUCAAAAUUAGUAGUGAAACAAAAUAAAAUGUAUAUAUUGAUGCUUAAUAUUUUUGUGUGAUGACAAGUCACAAGUUCCAUGAG